Messenger RNA from Vitis vinifera (wine grape), 404 nucleotides. RefSeq names its product disease resistance protein RPM1-like. The record is from RefSeq and is a predicted model, not a curated record. The transcript is spliced from 2 exons. The coding region runs from base 1 to 255 and encodes 84 amino acids. NCBI's taxonomy places the organism in Eukaryota, Viridiplantae, Streptophyta, Magnoliopsida, Vitales, Vitaceae. Gene Ontology annotation, molecular function: ADP binding.
AUGGGCGGGCUUGGCAAGACAACUCUUGCCAAGAAGGUUUAUGACAACAAGAGGAUGGUGGAACACUUCGAUUGCCGUGCCUGGAUCACUGUGUCUCAGUCAUUCAAGAUGGAGGAGGUACUUCGGAACGUGAUAAAGCAAUUCUAUCUAGCAAGGAAAGAGUCAAUUCCUGAUGGUACCGAUGCAAUGGACGAGAUGUCUCUUAUUACUCGACUUAGGGAGUAUUUGGAGGAUAAAAGAGGACUACCCCAUUAAUUGUGGAAGACUCAUCCGACUGUGGAUAGCUGAAGGGUUUGUGAAAGGAAAGAAAGGAAUAACAUUGGAACAGGUUGCCGAAGAAUAGUUGACUGAACUGAUUCAUAGAAGCUUGGUUCAAUUGUCCCACGUGGAUUAUAGAGGGAAAA